Messenger RNA from Erigeron canadensis, 1211 nucleotides. RefSeq names its product protein THYLAKOID FORMATION1, chloroplastic. The coding region runs from base 109 to 1002 and encodes 297 amino acids. Gene Ontology annotation, biological process: photosynthesis; thylakoid membrane organization; protein import into chloroplast thylakoid membrane. Lineage: Eukaryota; Viridiplantae; Streptophyta; Magnoliopsida; Asterales; Asteraceae. The record is from RefSeq and is a predicted model, not a curated record. The transcript has 5 exons. Gene Ontology annotation, cellular component: chloroplast thylakoid.
UCCAUUUUUUUCUCUCACACUCUUCCUUCCUUCUUUCUUUCUUUGUUAACCCUUUAUGAUUCAUACUCAUCGAGUAUUCACAUCCUGCAUUAUAUUAUAGUAAGAUCAAUGGCUGCUGUUGCUUCACUUUCUUGCUGUGGAGUGAAUCCAUCAUCAUCAUCUUCUGAAACAAAAAUUCGAGCCCAAUCAAUUUCUUGGUCUCGCUCCCUUCUUUCCUUGAAGCUUCUUCCUGCUACUUGUCUGCACCCCAUAAACAUUCACUCCACUUCUCGACUCGUUGUUCAAUGCAUGUCCUCUACUACUACUGGAUCAGUUGCACCACCUGUGUCCGAGACCAAAUUGAAAUUUCUGACUGCUUAUAAACGUCCCAUACCAAGUAUCUACAACUCCGUCCUGCAAGAACUAAUUGUGCAACAACAUCUCAUGAGAUACAAAAAGACUUAUCGUUAUGAUCCCGUAUUUGCUUUGGGUUUUGUUACCGUUUAUGAUCAACUUAUGGAAGGAUACCCAAGUGAUGAGGACAAGGAAGCCAUCUUUCAAGCUUAUGUUAAGGCACUAAAUGAGGACCCACAACAGUACAGGGCUGAUGCAGAAAAAUUGGAAACGUGGGGACGUGCCCAAAACCCGAGUACAUUGGUUGACUUUUCAUCUAAAACAGGGGAAGUUGAGGACGAGUUGAAGGAUAUUGCAGAAAGAGCAGGGGGUAAUGGGAGUUUCAGCUACAGUCGGUUUUUUGCUGUUGGUUUGUUUCGCCUUCUAGAGUUGGCGAAUGCUACAGACCCUACCAUCUUGGAAAAGCUUUGUGCAGCACUCAACAUCAACAAGAAAAGUGUUGAUAGGGACCUCGACGUUUAUCGCAACCUGCUCUCAAAACUUGUUCAAGCAAAAGAACUUCUAAAAGAAUAUGUCGAGAGGGAGAAGAAGAAGCUGGAAGAAAGAAGCAAACCUCAAACAGCUAACGAAGCAGUAAAAAACUGUAUAGCGGAAAACCUAUAUGUCUGAAGAUGGCUUAUACAGGCUAGCUAAUAAAAACUUUUAAAGAUUUGCUUACUGUAAAUUGAGCUAUCAUAUUUCCUUUUGUAUUUAAUACCAUAUUUUUCUUGAUACAGGUAUUGUGAAUUUUUUUUGGUAAGCAAUCAUUAUACAAAUCCUAACAAAUAUGUACUGUGCAUCUUGAUUUGUAUAAAACUAUAUAUUGUGAAUCGGUCUAA